CUUUGGACAGAAAAGAAAAACCCACACCGUGUUUUUUGUGGGUGUUUCACAUCAUCCAUGGCCCAAACAUGUUUUAUUUCACAGUUUAUUUGGUAAAAACAUACACUUUCAUACCGUACUCAAUACAAAACAACAAUUAAUAGUACUUCUUUCUUAAUACAACAUUUAGAUUACAACUAUGAUGUCUUCGUCCUUCCCAAACCCUAGGGAUACUUCUCUGUCAGAUCACCUGAUCCAUACCAAACCAAAUGGGGAGUCCUCAUUUUUUACCGGAAACACCAUCCUCACCGUCCCAGCUAGCUUAUUGUUCAUCUUGAUAUCCUGUAUGGGUUCGAUCUCUCCAUCUAUGAACCCGUACAAGACAACCCUUUCCGUGGUUAAGGCUUCUAUGGCAAUCGGUUGCAUAGGUGCGUUGUUGGCGAUGUUCAUGCGCCGCCAGGGCUAUGCAGGCGUUGCUCGAUGUAUUCAGUAUGUGGGCGGAUUAGCUUACGCGUUCGGAUUCUUGGGUAUCGCAAGCAUAUUCCUCCCUGCGACGAUGAUCUGUUGGGUUUUGUUGCCUGCCGGUGGUUUGAUCUUCAUAGCUUUCAAGAUGAG
Camellia sinensis is the source of this 594-nucleotide messenger RNA. Lineage: Eukaryota; Viridiplantae; Streptophyta; Magnoliopsida; Ericales; Theaceae. The record is from RefSeq and is a predicted model, not a curated record.